GGGGGCGGAGGGACGGGGGCGGUGCGAGGCGGCCGGGGUCCAGCUCACUUAGACCUGCUCUCGGUUCCUCACCCGCCAAGGACAGUAGAGAGGGUCCGGGGCCAGACCCCCGGGCGGGGCUGCGCAAAUUCGAGAAGCUCCGCAGGUUAUGUACAAGCUGGUAAACUGGCUCCUUCUAACGCUCUUGCUAGUUGAAUGUCCUCAUCUUAUAUUGUAGAAAUAAGGAAUAGAUUUUGAAAGACUCUUUCUACCUCUCUCAUCUCCUCCUUUAUUAUUAUUUUUUCUAUAUUUUUCUGCUAAUUAUGAGCCUUAAAACUACAGCGCAGUAAAUGCAAUGUGGUAUCCUGGAUUGGAUCCUAGAACAGAAAAAGGACAUCAGUAGAGAAACUGGGGAAAUCCUGAUAAAGUAUUUGAUAACGUGUUUAUCCCUACGGUAAAGAAGGCACGUGGCUGAUGAGCAGGGAGGCGAGGCCGCCGAGUGAGGCAGAGGGGCAGGCCUGGGAAGCAGAGGACGAUGACAUGGCAGAAGGCGAUUUAGGGUAUGGCCUCAGAAGAAGGCCCGGCGGCAUUUACGAAGUGCAGGUUUCACAUUUAUUUACAUCUAGAAAAAGAUCAGAUGGAAAGGCCUUCAGUCCUCCCCCGUUUUCAAGAAAUGGGGAAGAAAGAAACAGUGCCGUUUUUCAGUAUUCCAAGCAUAAGAGCUUGCAUGACACAUACCCAGAAGGACCCCAAAUUCCCUAUCACGGCCGACAAAGUAGCACUGUAGAUUCUGAUUCAGAGUUGUCAAAUGUGGAAUUAAGGCAACGUCUUCAGGAAACUUUAGAGGAGGUAGAAAUUUUGAAAACUGAACUUGAGGCAUCUCAAAGACAUCUUGAAGGUAAAGAGGAAGCAUUGAGAAUUCUUCAAAGCAAUGCAAUAUUUGGCAAAGCCACAAGUCAUACCCAGGCAGUGCUUCAAAAAACUGUGGAACAAAAGAGAUCCUUGGAGAAGAGCCUGCCUCUUUCUGAUCAUCUCAUCUUCACUAAAAAGGAAAUAAAUGCCUUGCAGUGGGAAAUAGAAUUUGAUCGCAAUAGAUUUAAAAAUAUAGAGGAAUCUUGGAUCCAAAGAUAUGACAGGCUAAAUUGUGAAAAUGCAGUCCUCAAAGAAACUUUGAAACUGAAAACAGAAGAAAUUAAAAUGCUCAAGUCUGAAAAUACAAUUUUGAAUCAACAGUAUUUGGAGGCCCUCGCCAUGCUUGAUAUCAAACAGCAGAAGAUGGCUCAGGAAAACACAUGCCAGGACACAAGUGGCUUUACAGAGGUUUCAGGUCUUGAGCUUGCAGUCCUGGGAGCCUGCCUUUGUCACGGUCCCAGAGGGAGCCCCUGUACCUGUGCCAGACUGGCAGCAUCUACUCGGAAAAUGCUCCUUCAGGUCAAACAGGAGUUGGAACUUCUGCAGAAGAGUAAAGAAGAAGCCUACAUAAUGGCAGAUGCAUUCAGAAUUGCAUUUGAGCAACAAUUAAUGAGGAAAAAUGACCAGGCACUAAGAUUGACACAAAUGGAUAAAAUGUGUAAGAAAGCAACAAAAGGGACAAAUUGGAAGCACCUUAAAGAUGAUGGGUUACCAUCACAAAGGAGUAAGAAGACCUUAGGGCAGAAACUGUUGGGUAUGCUCCCUUUGGAAAACAGUUCUAAGAGUACUGGUGACCAGCAUGAUCCUCAGGAAGUCUUUAAGAUGCUAACAGAUUUGUUAAAUGAUAAAGAAGAAGCUUUGGCUCAUCAAAGAAAAGUUAGUUACAUGCUUGCUCGGGCUUUGGAAGACAGAGGCACCACCUCAAAAGAGAAUAAAGAAAAAAAUCCUAUGAAAGACAAUUCUCCAUUAAAAAACCCCUGGCAGAAAACUUCAGAAUUCCCUGUUUUACGUGGUCCUGUACAUUCAAGUGUUCAAAUUUUUAAUUCUGUGGGCUGCAUUUGUUCAGUUCAGCACUUUCAAACAGAUCAAUACUACACAAGAACUCUUAAAAGAUCCUGUUCUUUGCCAUCAAAUAUCAUGUACUGAAGACAAACCAGUUGAAAUUAGAACUGAGAGCUGUUUAUAUCGAGACUGUGAAAACGGACCAUGUAAAUGUUGCUACAUCUUCAGAAGUUGUGUUUUCUGGGUAUUCUAAAUUUGGGGAAGCAGCUUAAAUAAAUGUUCUCUACAAGACA
Molecule: messenger RNA, 2186 nt
Organism: Globicephala melas (long-finned pilot whale)
Lineage: Eukaryota; Metazoa; Chordata; Mammalia; Artiodactyla; Delphinidae
Gene: CCDC125
Product: coiled-coil domain containing 125
Biological process (GO): negative regulation of Rho protein signal transduction; negative regulation of cell motility
Cellular component (GO): cytoplasm
Source: RefSeq, a predicted model, not a curated record